Molecule: messenger RNA, 6123 nt
Organism: Phacochoerus africanus (Common warthog)
Lineage: Eukaryota; Metazoa; Chordata; Mammalia; Artiodactyla; Suidae
Product: RIMS-binding protein 3A-like
Exons: 1
Coding region: 1-4857 (1618 amino acids)
Biological process (GO): spermatid development; neuromuscular synaptic transmission; fertilization
Cellular component (GO): manchette; nucleus
Molecular function (GO): protein binding
Source: RefSeq, a predicted model, not a curated record
AUGACCAAGGACUCGCCCAGCCCUUCGGGCAGCGGCCGCGCGACACCCAAGAAGCUGGCUACUCCGGGCCCGGCGGCAGCGGCACUGGAGGAGCAGAGGCGGGAGCUGGAGAAGCUUCGGGCCGAGCUGGAAGCUGAGCGGGCGCGCGGGCGGGCGGAUCGGCGGCGCUUCGCAGCCGAAGCGCGCCAGCUGAGGGAGGCGGCCGAGCGGGAGCGGCAGCAGCUGGUUGACCACCUGCGCUCCAAGUGGGAGGCACAGCGUGGCCGGGAGCUGCGGCAGCUGCAGGAGGAGGUGCUGCGGGAGCGCGAGGCCGAGAUCCGGCAGCUGUUGCGCUGGAAGGAGGCCGAGAUGCGGCAGCUGCAGCAGCUGCUGCACCGCGAGCGCGACGGCGUGGUGCGCCAGGCUCGGGAGCUACAGCGCCAGCUGGCCGAGGAGCUGGUGAACCGCGGCUACUGCAGCCGAGUGGGGGCGCCCGAAGUCGCCGCCGCGCAGUGCCGCUGUCGCCUCCAGGAUGUGCUGGCCCAGCUCCGCUGGGAAACUGACGGCGAGCAGGCCUCGCGCAUCCGCCACCUGCAGGCGGCGCUCGACGUGGAGCGCCAGCUCUUCCUCAAGUAUAUCCUGGAGCACUUCCGCUGGCACCCCGCCUUGUCCGGCGCCGCCGACCCUCCGGUCGUGCCUUCUUCUGAAGAGCCGUCCCACGAGACCACCGCAAAGUCCCCACAUCAACUCGGAUCCCUUGAUGGCGAGAACGCCGGCGCCCGCGCGCGCUCCCGCUCCCUCGACCGAGUGCCCGCGGCGUGCUCCAAGUCCCCAGACAGCCUGCUCCCCGCGCGCGCCAGCUCCCUCGAUUCCUUGGCCCGAGCGCAUUCCUGCUCACUCGACAGCACCGUGAGUCGCCCCAAGACCCCCGAAGCCUCCUCGCCAGACACCUUCAUCCCAGGAUCCCCAGGCCCCCCGCCGCCGCCACCACCGUCGGAGCACAGAAGACCUGGCGACAUGCGAAGAGGGGAAGAGUCGGGGAGUCAGCCGUGCGAAGCCCCGAGCCCCUUGCCGCAGGGCCAGGACUACCGCGAGCUGGUGAAGCGGAACUCGGAGCUGUCCGAAGCGUUGCAGGUUCUGGCGCGCCGCUGCUCUGUCCUGCUCGAAGAGAACCUACAGGUGAGGCGCGCGGGCUUCCCCGACGAGGCAAGAGAGAAGGUGAAGCGGCUCAAGGUGAAGCACGCCGAGCUGGCCAGCCUUGCGCGACGCCUGGAGGACCGUGCACGCAAGCUGCAGGAGACCAAUCUGCGGGCUGUGAGCGCGCCUGUGCCCGGCGAGAGCCUCGCUGGCCUGGAGCUGUGCCAGGCCUUCGCCCGCCAGCGCUCGCGGGACUUGUCGGAGCAGGCGAGCGCGCUGCUGGCCAAGGACAAGCAGAUCGAAGAGCUGCGGCAGGAGUGCCACCUGCUGCAGGCGCGCGCUGCCUCAGGCCUUGGCAGCGCCCCGCUCCCCGGAGGGGGCGCCGCCUGCGCCGGAUGGCUUAGCUUCAGCGACUUGGACCGGCUGCAGCGCGAAUCCCAGCGGGAAGUGUUGCGUCUGCAGAAGCAGUUGACGCUGCAGCAGGUCACCAGCAGCGGCCGAGCGGAGGCGGGCGGCCAGAGCGCGCCCUGCGAGGAGGCGCGGCGCCAAGUGCAGGCGCUGGAGCUCGAGCUGGACGCGCGGCGGCGAGAGUGCGAGGAGCUGGGCGCGCAGGCGGCGGAGGCACGGCAAGGCCGCGAAGAGGCCGAGGCUCAGCUGCAGGCGGCGCUACACGAGGGCGCCUGGCUGGCCAAGGAGAACGCUCGGCUGCAGGCCCAGGCUGACUGGAGGCGGAAAGUGGUGGCCGAGGACAGCGAAGUGCGCGGGCAGGUGGGCCGCACGUGGCAGGAGCUUGAGGACGGCGGCUUGCUGGCGGGGCAGCUGCUGCAGCAGACGGCUCAAGGGCAGGACAGGCAGCAGCAGCUGCAGGACGACCUGCAGAAGGCCCUGUGUGAUCCCCAGGCUGCCCCAGAGGAGAUGUGGACCCUGCAAUGUCAGCCUGCUCACCCUCCCCAGGAACCCCAGGAGGCCCCCCAAGCCGCAGAGCCUCCAGGGAGAAAUAGUAGGGGCACCAAGUUGCAGUCAGGGCCUGAAGACCAAACAUGGUCACCACCUGGCAGAGACAAACAGGAGAAGGAAGACUUUCUGCUAGAGAAGUCUGUUGCCCCCCAGGAACCAGCCAGUGACCCCCAAGGGCCAGACAGAGAACCAGGCAGCCAAGCUCAGGACUCCAGGCCCCCGGCAAAGAAAACCAGCUCCACAUCCAACUCCUCCUCUGAGGUGGAGUCCAUGUGGGCCACUGUGCCAUCUUGCCCUACUCUGGACAUGGACACAGCCAGCGAGGUGGAGGAUCUGGAGCCUGAUAGUGUGUCCUCAACCCAGGAAGUGGGGGACUCAGAGGUCCCUGCCACCUCCAAGCUCAGAAUCUUCCUAGCUCGGUAUAGCUACAACCCAUUCGAGGGGCCCAACGAGCACCCAGAAAGUGAGCUGCCCCUGACAGCUGGGGAGUAUGUGUUUAUCUUCGGGGACAUGGACGAGGAUGGCUUCUAUGAAGGGGAACUUGAAGACGGCCGGCGGGGGCUGGUGCCAUCCAACCUGGUGGAGCAGAUUCCAGACCCAGACAUCCUGGGCUGCCUGCCCCCUGCAUUCCCUGACCUUGGCCCCACUCGACUCCUGCCUGGGCAGGGCAAAGCUUUGAAGGAAGACACUGGGAAAGCUGGGAAAGCCCAGGGGGCAGUGGACAGGGUGCCAGGCCAUAUGGCGAGGCUGGGCUCCAAGACAGAAUUGGCAAGAGAGGGCUCAGGUGCCAAGACUGGUGAUGGCUGGCUGGGCCCUCAGCGGAGUGCAGAUGAGCGGGGCUUCUCCAAACCUCUUCUGGGGGCCAGAAGGGUCUUUUGUGUGCCCCCCAUGCAACUUCGCCUGCAGAGCGUUGCGGCCACAUGGGCCGAGAUCACCUGGGUUGGCAGCAACCACUCCCACAUGGUGUACCUCAAUGACCUGGAGAGUGCCCUGACCCCAGCAGGGGUAAGCUGCUAUACCUUCCACCACCUGCAUCCUGGCACGAGGUACCAGGCACAGGUGGAGGUGUACUUGCCACAGGAAUCAUUGCAGGGGCACUGGGAAACCAUGUCCUCCACCAUCACCUUCAACACCCCCUUGGCAGGACCCCCUGACCCUCCUCUGGAUGUGCUGGUGGAGCACCACACCUCACCGGGCCUCCUGGUGGUCAGCUGGCUUCCUGUCACCAUCGACUCAGCCGGGUCCUCCAAUGGAGUCCAAGUCACUGGCUAUGCUGUGUAUGCUGAUGGGCUCAAGGUGGCAGAGGUCACCGAUGCCACUGCUGGGAGCACCCUGCUCGAAUGCUCCCAGCUCCAGCUGCCCCUGAUGUGCCAGAAGGUCUCGGUGCGAACCAUGUCGCUCUAUGGUGAGUCCCUAGACUCGGUGCCAGCUGAAAUCCCUCAUAGCUGCUUCCCCUGUGACCACCUGCCAAAGAUGUCUCCCUUUAGCUACACCUGCAGGGACCCUUCCACCUGUGCAGUGACCUUCACCCUCUGCCCUCAGAGACUGGUACUGUCUCCCCUGAGUGCCAAGGCUAAUCCCUAUACCCCUGGAAAUUGUGGGGCGCCCCAGGUCAAGUCUCUAGUAGCCUUCCCUGAAGAACCCCAAAAGAGGCGGUCCCCAAUGCCCAUGCUGAGUCCAGAAGGAGAAUGUCCAUGUGCAGGGCUGGGCAGCCAAGCCCAGGGGCCUGCAGAAGCCCAGGGGCUCUGCAGAAAGGAUCUGCUCUUUCAGAAGGGUCCCCGGAACCAUGGGCCACCUCUGCCUAGGGGCCAGGAGUGGAGAGAAGAGAGCCACUACCAGCGGCACAUGGGCAUCAAACAAAGCCCCUCUGCAGGAGUCAUCCAGCUGUCCCCUGAGGGUGGACCGGGAAAAAAGCCAUUUCAGGAGAAGGCUGCCCUUGAUAAGAUCCCCAAACAAAUGCAAAACACCCCUCUCCCACUGGGCACCAGCCAACAAUCCGUGCCUGACAUCUAUGACAUUCUGCGGGAGGAGGCAGGGUGCUUUGGUCUGUGGGGCUCAGAAGGGCAAGAACAGAGGAAGGUGCCGAGGAGGCAGAGCAGGCGAGGUCUGGCUCUGGGGGGCAAGAGAGAGCGGUGGCCCCAGGAGCCCAGCUCAUCACUGUGUCCUGCUCUGUCCAGCAAGGUCGUCAGGAUGUCCAGGGGCAGCGCCCCACCUCUGGGGACCAGAGCAGACCCGACCAACAUCUUUGUGGCCCUCUCUGAUUACGACCCUCUGACUAUGUCUGCCUCCCCUGAGGCUGCAGAGGAGGAGCUGGCCUUGAGGAAAGGGCAGCUGCUGAGAGUGUGGGGUUCUCAGGACCCCCACGGCUUCUAUCGUGGUGAGCAUGACAAGCAGGUGGGCAACAUCCCUGGGCACCUGGUGGCUGAGGUGGAGGCAGACAUAGAUUGCACUGGAACAAGGUGGCAUCUGCUGGGGCAAGGACACCCGCCCUCUGGGGCCUACCUUCGUGACUUGGGGCUCCCCAGCCCCCAGCACUCCUCCCCCGGGUCCCAGGAGAGGCCCUCACUGUGGACUCCGAAGACCAUGUUAGCGGCUCUGGACUAUGACCCCAGGGAUGGGCCAGCAGGGGGCUCAGUGAAGGGCAUGCUGUCACUGAGGGCAGGAGACGUGGUCAUGGUCUACGGGCCUGUGGAUGACAAGGGAUUCUAUUACGGGGAGUCAGGUGGCCACAGGGGUCUGAUCCCAGCCCACCUGUUGGAUGACAUGUGCUUCCCCAGAGAGUGAACGCCACUCCCUGCCAGGGUGGUGGCGCCCCCGCCACCUGAGCCCCGCAGAACAGGGAGCACACCAACCCACCACCAGCACCCUCCUCAUUUCCAUGAGCAACGCCUGCUCCACACGCUGCUGUGCAGACCUGGCAACAGUACCCAUCCUCCCUGGCCCCCUGGCUUCCCCAGCAGCAGGGCAUGAGUCUGUCCUGAGCUGUGUCCAAAAAGAAGCAGAGCAGAUAGCCCCCAGAGUGUGACACAGACUGGUAACUGCAGCAGGUAUUUGGAGAAGUGCUUUUUCUUGUGCUCCUAACGCGUCUUCGUUAGGAGUUUAUCUUUAUUCACCUGUUGCCUUGUAUGAAAGUCUCAAGAAAAGCCUGCCUCAAAAAAAAAAAAAAAAAAAAAAGCAACCAGAAUGUUAGUUUUUAUCUCAUGUUCAACUCCUCAUUAAAAUGUUCAGAAAAAAGAGAAUAUUUUAGAAGUGAAAGCACAACCAGGGACCAAGCCCGCCUCUCCUCCCUUUCUCUGUCCACGGGUCUCCAAGGGCUUCAGGCAUGUUUUCCUGGUAGUGGGGAGGUUCCCUUUAGGGGGGCUCAGCUCAGUAUUUGCUGGUAGGGCUGCAGAGGCUCCAGCGAACAGACAGAGAUGAGAAGCAGAACCCCAAAGACCUGGCCCCGCCAGCCUCUACUGCGGGCGUCCCUAUAGCAGGCUGUGCCCCUGGGGUCAGCCCUUUCCAGACUGGGUUCCCUGCUCUGCGUUAGGCAUUAAUGGCCCCCUUUCCCCAGUGCCUGUCCUUGAGGGGCCUCCAUGAAAGGGCAUGUCCACAGUCACCCCAUUUACAGAAGAGCAGUUGAGGCUCAGAGGGCCCUUUGGCUAUGGAGCUGAGCCUUUGGGGGGCUCCCCAGAGGGUGUGGACCGAGGAUGGUCUCUGUUCUUCUCUGCUUCUAUCUGAUGCCUCAUGUCUCUGCUGGUGUCAGAGGAAGGGCACCGCCUUCCCUGGGGACAGGAGGAACCUACCAGAAGCAUCCUGGCUAGAAGGAUUGGAGCCAGGGCACGUUCUCUCUGGAGGAGGCUGGGAGGGGUAGGCCCAUGGGAUGCCGACACCUGACACAUGUACCAGCAGGGGGGCAGUGUAAUCACCAUUUGGGAGCUGAGACUUCAGGCCUGUCCACUGAACUCUAUGAUCACCUGUCACACACCUAUCAGGGCUUACAGUGAGAAGGCCAACUCAGAGGCUGCUUUGCUGGCUUGGGGAGGCAAUCCAGACCAUCUCACAAUUUCU